Penaeus vannamei (Pacific white shrimp) is the source of this 488-nucleotide messenger RNA. The record is from RefSeq and is a predicted model, not a curated record. Lineage: Eukaryota; Metazoa; Arthropoda; Malacostraca; Decapoda; Penaeidae.
AUGAUUCCAUUCCGUCUGUGCACCAACGAUCGCGUGUGUGGGCGCGGCCAGUUCUGCGACCAGCACUACGGCGUGUGUCGGGACCACGUGACGGAGGGACACGAGUGUCGUCGGGACGCCAUGUGUGAGGGCGGAUACGCCUGCAUGUUCGGCCUGUGCCAAAAGCGCAUCAAGCGUGGGCGUGAGGGCGCCAGGUGCCGCAAGGAGCGGGAUUGUGGAGCAGGGAUGUGCUGCGCCCGUCGCCAUGGAGAGCAGGUGUGUCAGCGGCGUGUGCCGUUGGGCCACAAGUGCUACGUCCCUGAGGGCGGCCUCGACUACUCCAUGAACCAGCUUUGUCCGUGCGAGAGCGGCCUUGUGUGCAAAUACACGGCUCAACAGCCUCCUUCCAGGCACCAGCUCAUGGCCCUCAUGUCGGCGCACGAGGACAUGCGCUGCGCAGCGCCCUCGCACCGCGUCGACUGACAUGAAAGCAGUUGAUAAUGUUUUCA